Danio aesculapii is the source of this 1143-nucleotide messenger RNA. Its product is annotated as 5-hydroxytryptamine receptor 1E. Gene Ontology annotation, biological process: adenylate cyclase-activating adrenergic receptor signaling pathway. The transcript has a single exon. Gene Ontology annotation, molecular function: G protein-coupled receptor activity. Gene Ontology annotation, cellular component: membrane. The record is from RefSeq and is a predicted model, not a curated record. Bases 1 to 1143 code for a protein of 380 amino acids. NCBI's taxonomy places the organism in Eukaryota, Metazoa, Chordata, Actinopteri, Cypriniformes, Danionidae.
AUGGAGAUGGAGCGUUACCUGGGGGAAAGCACCAGUUCUCCAGCCAACGCCACCAACACCACUGCCAACCCAGGAGCCGCCUCUCAAGUGGAGCUGCUGGCGGAGCGACUGACCAUCGUGGCUCUGCUGUCACUGCUGACGCUGCUGACGGCCGUGGUGAAUGGAGCUGUCAUCGCUGCCAUCUGUACCACCCGGAAGCUUCACCUGCCUGCAAACUACCUCAUUUGCUCACUGGCGGUGACAGAUUUUCUAGUGUCGGUGCUGGUCAUGCCCAUCAGCAUCCUGUACAUCACCACCGAGGAGUGGCUGCUGGGGAUAUUCGUGUGUGAGGCUUGGCUGAGCAUCGAUGUGACCUGCUGCACCUGCUCCAUCCUGCACCUGUGCGUGAUCGCGCUGGAUCGGUACUGGGCCAUCACUAAAGCCAUCGAGUACGCCCGCAAGAGGACGGCACGCCGUGCCGGAGUCAUGGUGGCCAUCGUCUGGGUGAUCUCCAUCUUCAUCUCCAUCCCGCCUCUGUUCUGGAGGCAGCGCGGGGACGCAAACGGCCCGCAGCAGUGCAUCAUCGAGCACGACCACGUAGGCUACACCAUCUUCUCCACGUUUGGUGCGUUCUACAUCCCCAUGACUCUGAUCCUCAUCCUGUACUCGCGCAUAUACAGCGCCGCCAAGACUCUGUACCAGAAACGUGGCUCAUCGCGGCACCUCAGCAGCCGCAGCACUGACAGCCAGAACUCAUUCAAUCACUGCCGUGUCAAGCAUGCCUUCUGUGUCUCCGACGUCUCGACUUCCGACCACACUCUCGAAUUCGAGAGGAACAGCGUCACCAUUGUCCGAAUGCCAACAUUUGAUACGGAGACGCCGGAGCUGGACGAGAGGAACCAGAUCUGCACGUCUCGAGAGAGGAAAGCGGCUCGGAUCCUGGGCCUCAUCCUGGGGGCCUUCAUCCUGUGCUGGUUGCCUUUCUUCCUGAAGGAGCUGCUGGUGGGUCUGAAGGUGCUAAUGACCCCCUCGCCUCAGGUGUCGGACGCCCUCACCUGGCUAGGCUACAUCAACUCUCUGGUGAACCCGCUGCUCUACACCAGCUUCAAUGAGGACUUCAAGCAGGCUUUCAAGAGAUUGAUCAGGCGCAAGGAGCACACAUAG